Molecule: messenger RNA, 704 nt
Organism: Xenopus laevis (African clawed frog)
Lineage: Eukaryota; Metazoa; Chordata; Amphibia; Anura; Pipidae
Product: rho-related BTB domain-containing protein 2-like
Exons: 5
Coding region: 3-401 (132 amino acids)
Source: RefSeq, a predicted model, not a curated record
GGAUGGUUGCUCUUUUCUGUUCUUCCUUCAGGGAGAGCUUUGCUCAGGAGGUCUCCCUUCCUGGCACCUCAUGUAUCUGCCUUCAUACCAUCCUGUACUUGUACCUUGAGUACUUGUACCCUGACAAUUUCUGCCUGGCACCUGCUUUGGAUUCUGUGGAGCUUCUGGUACUUUCCAACCGUCUGUGCCUCCCCCACCUGCAAGCCCUGACUGAGGAACAUGCGGUGGAUGAGCUCCUGGCCUCCUAUGUACAAGGAGAGGAUAUAGACGGACAAGUCCUCCAUUACCUGGAGAUGCCACAGCUCCACAAGCAGCUGGCAGACUGGUGCCUUCACAACAUCUGCACCAACUACAACUCAGGAGAUGAAGUACAUGAGCCCAGAGAACAAGAGUCGCUUUGAGUGGCACCGCUGCCCCCCCCCCCCGUUUGGUACCUUAAGGAGGAAGACUACUAUCUGCGAUGUAAGCGAGAACACGAGAAAGAAGAGGAACUUUUUAGUAAGCAAAACUGCAAAUGGUGCUUCUGGGUCUCCUCUGCCUCCUCUUCAUCAGUGCCCUGAACCUACACUUUUGUGCCUUCAGAUAGGGGCAAGAGGACCAGUACUUACCUCGAGUCCAACCAUCUACCCCAUGGAGGGGUUCGUUUAUGUCAGCUUCAACUUUAAAGGAGAACUGAACUCUAACAAUAAAUGUGCCUAAAAAUG